AUGAAUAAUAUCUUGUCAUGGUUCUUUCCAACAACGCCGUCACCUAGAACAUUAGUUAUUGAUCUUCCAACAAUGCGUCCAACUUUUACAACAAGACAAUUUUCCACAACAUUCUUUACGACAUUAAUGUUAAAUUCUUUUAAACAAAAUGAUACUGAUCAUCAUUUUACAAUUCCUGAAACCGAUCUAUUCAAUACUUCAACAACAACAACAACAACAACAACAACAACAACGACGACGACUACUACUAGUAGUACUACGAAAUCGAUUCUUUACAAUGCAUUCUACGGAAAUGAGAAUGAUCGACAUGACAAAGAUGACAAUCAAUAUUAUCAACACACUGAUAUCAUGACAACAAUAUCUACUGGUGCUGAUCAAUUAAAUUCAGCUGCUUGUCAAACGGUUUCGUUAAAUUUAUAUCCACCAAGUUAUAUUGAUCUGUAUCCUAAUACAUAA
Messenger RNA from Adineta steineri, 456 nucleotides. The record is from the annotation of a GenBank genome assembly. Lineage: Eukaryota; Metazoa; Rotifera; Eurotatoria; Adinetida; Adinetidae.